This is a messenger RNA of Nicrophorus vespilloides, 845 nucleotides long. RefSeq names its product PQ-loop repeat-containing protein 3. The record is from RefSeq and is a predicted model, not a curated record. Lineage: Eukaryota; Metazoa; Arthropoda; Insecta; Coleoptera; Silphidae. The transcript is spliced from 4 exons. The coding region runs from base 65 to 718 and encodes 217 amino acids.
AUGUCAUAGUUAUCUUGUAGGUUAUGUUUUGAGCUAAGGUCUAGCUAUAUUGAAGAAGCUGAAGAUGAUUUUCAAAGAGGAUGGGGGAAUUUUACAAAUAAUAUCUGAUUUCUUGAGUAUAAUUACAAUAUCGACGUGUUUAAUUUUAAAAUUUCCACAAAUAUGGAAUGUAUUCAAAGUGAAGAAUACCAAAGGUAUCAACUUGAUAGGACUACUGAUGGAACUUGGAAGUUGCACAGUAAUGCUCUCUUAUAACUAUCGCAAUGGAUAUUCCAUUUUGAGUUACAUGGAAUAUCCAAUCAUUCUAAUCCAGCAAAUUAUCCUCAUUCUCUUUGUAAUCUACUACAGUGGUUACUUUAAUAAGUACACAUACAUGGGAGCAUCUAUUUAUAUAUCUACAGCAGGAGGUUUUCUGCUGGGCAUAUUGCCAAGAGAAAUAUUAAUGUUCUUAGUGCCAUUCUGCACACCAAUUGGAGCAUCUGCAAAAGUGGUGCAACUAUUGGAGAUAUGCAAAACGAAAAAUUCAGAAUCAGUUAGUUUGUUGACAUGGUUUAUAUCAGCAUUUACAAACUUCACACGCAUCUUCACUAUAUUAAUAGAAUCUGCUGAUACGAGUCUGCUUCUGAAUUUUUCCGUAAACACGUUCCUAAGUACAUGUGUAAUGCUUGUUGCAUACUAUUACAAGCCGUAUGUUGGAGGCGUUCGUAAAAAGCAAUAGUUUUCUAUUCCGUUUUGGAUUGUUAUACGUUAUUACACCAAGUCAACAUACAACAAUAUUAAGUUAUGCUGUGAUACAUUUAUUUAUAAUAGUAAAGGAUUGUUUUAAAGGCAUAUUAUUUUAAAUU